GUCAAGUGUUACAAGUGUUCAAUAAUGUGAAUAAAGCUGAAAUUCAGUUUGUUGAUUUUGGUGGCAACGCACAGGUUAACAUGGAUGAAAUAAUACAGAUGCACGAUGACUUUACUCUACUUCCAUUCCAGGCAUCGGAGUGUUGUCUUGCUUCUAUUUCACCUUUGGAUGGUGAAAAAUGCUUUUCUGAGGAGUUUGUAACCGCUUUAGAACAGCUCACACCAUCAAGCACACCAGUACAGAUCCAAGCUAUUGAUUAUAAUGAUGCAAAACCAUUGGUCAAUCUUUAUACCUACCACAAUAACAUGAUGUGCUAUGUAAACAAAGAGUUAGUUGACAUGGGUUUGGCACAGUGGACACCAAAAAACAAAAACUCAGGCUGACAAGAUUUACAAUGUAUGAGAUUUAGAAAAGUUAUUUAUAAUAUAAAGGAAUAGAAAUAAAACAAUGUC
Saccoglossus kowalevskii is the source of this 452-nucleotide messenger RNA. RefSeq lists its product as uncharacterized. NCBI's taxonomy places the organism in Eukaryota, Metazoa, Hemichordata, Enteropneusta, Harrimaniidae. The record is from RefSeq and is a predicted model, not a curated record. Gene Ontology annotation, molecular function: RNA binding.